AUGGCUUUUUUUAGAAGAUUAAGUCUCGAUGCUGUCAAAGAGUCGCUUUAGUACAAAUUUCUAAGUUAAAUCCACUUCCAGUAAAAAAAGGAAAGCUUUGAGAAAAACAAGGUCAUUUAAAUUGUCAAAUUUCUUAAGAGUUGUGACAUUUUUGCACAAUAUCCAAUAAAAAACUUGUAAAAACUAGCACUAGUCUUUGAUGAAAUUCAUGUGAACAAAGGGAAAACAGUAUAUUCAGAAGGCGAAGAUGUGGAUGGAUUUUAUUUGAUAUACAGUGGAGAAUUCCAAAUUCAAAAAACAUUAAAUGAAAAGGAAAAAGAUAGAAAAGCCAAGAUACAACUCAAUUUACCUUAGAAGAUUAUUAUGAAAAGAAAAAUAUUUAAGGAGAAGUUGAAAAAAAAUGGAACUCAAAUAUAAACCACUGUUAAUUAGUCGCUAAUUUAGCUAGAUCCUUACAAAAAAGCAAUAGAAGAUCAUAGAAAUGAAGAGAUUAAUACAAAAUAAAAAAAGGAUGAAGCCAUUAAACUAUUAAACUUGACGAAUCCAGAAAUGAAGAGAGUAGCCAAGAAGUUUAACCAUUAAAAAUUUAAGGUAUAUUUUGAUACUGAACCCGACAAAAUCAAAUUAUAUAAAUCUAUUCAAAAAAAGAAACGAGAACUUGAAGAGUUAAGUCUCAAAAAGGAGCAAGAUUAAUUGUAGAGGGUGUAUAACUAAAAGCUUGCACUAUCUAAAAGCAACUCAAGGGAAAGUGUUGUUUUAAAUCCACCUAUUCUUCAUAGUUACAUUAGCAGAAGUUAAGAAUCUAGUCAGAGCCCCGAUAAUAAGCUAAAUUUAAUGAUGAGGAAAGCAAUGAUCAGCAAACUUAAGGAUGCCAUUAACUUCAUGGAUCAGUAAACUAAACAGUAGGGUCUAGACGACUCUCAGUGCUCUAGAAAUUUAUUGGUGCUCGAUGAAACUGAUACUAGAAUGGCAAUGCUUUCUACCAAUACGAAUACAGUUAGGCAGACAAUGUAGAAAUUUUUACUGAAGAAGAUAAAAAGCACACCAGCUGAACUAGAGUCAAACAUAAAUAAAACUUAAAAAACUAAGCCUUAGGCAUUUUAUUAAACUAUGUAUGGAAUGAAACUUAACAAAACAAUUUCACAGCAAGAAAAUAUAAAUAAAAGCUUCAAUAGAACGUAAAAGUUGAUGAAUCAAACUCCAAAUUUACCCCCAAGACCACAGACUCAUAUUGAUGUUAAGACUAAAGCCAAAAGAAUAGAAACUUCUAAUUCAAUGAAUCGAAGUAUGAAGUAACCUCCAAAGCCUAGUAAAGUCCAGUAGUAAAGUUUUAUGAAUAACAAUAGCUGGUCUCGAGUGUUUACUGAGUCUAACAGUCGUAAAAGCUCUUGUAAGGAAAUUAAUAUUGAUAAAGAGAUAAGUAAGCUAGAAAGAGCCCAAAGUUCUCUGGAAAGAUUAAUCAUGUUGGGUUAAUAUGCUCCUACCUAAGAGGUAUUUACUAAAGUAGUCACGUAGAAUUCAAUGAAUGAAGAAAUUAAAAAUAUGUAGCUAGAUUCUGUUUCUACAACUCAUGAAAAUCCUUUAGACACAGUUAAUAACAAUUCGUUAGACAAUACGAUAUAGUACUAUCAUAAAGAAAGCAUAGGUAAAAGACUGUAGGAAAUGGCAAAUUUAGAAGAAAAUGAAGAGAUAGAGCAAAAAAAGCCAGAAAAAAAGAAUGUUGCCAUUAAUACAUAUCUAGAUAUUGAAAAAGGGAAAAUUAGAUAUAUGAGGAAAACACUAAAUGGUUUUUUCAAAACUAAAAAGCUCAAAGUAAAGUUGAAAUGA
Molecule: messenger RNA, 1827 nt
Organism: Stylonychia lemnae
Lineage: Eukaryota; Ciliophora; Spirotrichea; Sporadotrichida; Oxytrichidae
Source: the annotation of a GenBank genome assembly